Didymodactylos carnosus is the source of this 918-nucleotide messenger RNA. The record is from the annotation of a GenBank genome assembly. Lineage: Eukaryota; Metazoa; Rotifera; Eurotatoria; Philodinida; Philodinidae.
AUGUUUUCGGAUCUCAAUACUCGAUUCGAAUUACUAGUCGAAUCUAUACCCGCCGAUGUUCAUAUGGCGCCAGGGACCAGUUUCAGUGAAGAUAUCGAACGCAUCUUGCUACAAAGAUCGGAACAAGUUCGAACACUGCAUAUCUCGGAUUAUGGAAUAUGGUAUCGUUUUCUGCCAGCUAUUGAAACGUUUUAUCAGUUAAAAUCGUUGACACUGACGGGAGAUGGCUUAUAUUUGCCUCGUAUGGUGUCGAAAUUGAAGUUUUAUCCUCUAUUAUCUAGCCUGAAACUAUUAUUACGAGAAAAUGCUUGUGAGAGUCCAUCAACGAGACAAAGAUUACAUGAGAUCAUUAUUCAAACAAAAACAAUUCAAAAACUCGAUAUCGAAUGGUUUCGUACGAUUGCAUCAUAUGAGAUGUUUGAACCUCCCACCAUUGUUUCCAUGCACCUUCACUAUUGCCAGUUUAUUGAACUAGACAAACUAUUCUUGUCGCGUAUUCCAGAUAUUCGUCAGCUAACCAUUCUCAUGGGUUGCUCACCACGACUGUCAUCGACAGCUGAACAUAUCAACUGCUUAAAACUCCACGGAGAAGCAUUGGAAUUUUCCUUUAUUGAGCAUUUGAUAAUGCAGUUAUCGGCAUUACGAGAGUUCUUAUGUAAUAUUGAGCGUGGUUCUCCAAGGAUACUGAUGCCGCAAUGGUACAUUGAUGGGUGUCGUUGCGCAAAAAUGCUAUCUCAGAUACCCAAUUUCCAUCUGAUAUUACCCAUUGAUGGUAAAACAGACAAUCAACUAUACAAAGAAUUUCAAAAUGAGUUUCGGCAAGAACGUCACGUCACAGUCUCUUACUAUCAUCCAUCACGUGUUGUCAUAGCUACAGAGAAAUAUGCAAACAAAAAUCCAGACCAUAUAGUGUUUUAA